AUGCCUGCAAGCGAUAUGGAUCGCACAAUAUCUGAACUUUCAUUCGAUGAACUCUUGGAAGCACUGAAGAAUCGACUGGAUGCGGGGGAUGAUGGAUACACCUCCCAUCUCUCGGAGAUUGAGGAUCAUUCUCUCAGCGGAGGUAGCCAGAGAUGGCGGGACAAGUGCAUUUCAAGACAAGUUGAGCUGUCCAAGAUGGCCAGAGUUCUCCGCGCUCGUGCCAACUUUGCAUCUUCCAUCAACCGACUUCCAGGCGAAAUUUUUGCCGCCAUCGUACACCAGCUUCUGCCUGGAGACACGUUCGUAUCGGACGCAGCGCUGUGGAAAGGGGUGAUGGCGUCGCUCAUCGCAGUCACUCAUGUCUGCAGCCACUGGCGCACAUCUGCGUUGAGCGAUCCGCGACUCUGGAGCUCGAUAUACUUGGACCAGAGGAUGAAGUUUUCUGGGACCCAGGCCCUGACAUUUUUUCAACGAUCCUCGCCACUCCCAGUAUCAAUUCACCACAAAAUCUGGACGUCCAGGCCGGAACCUGGCGAAUAUGCGGGCACUGGGUCGUUCCUUGCCGCAUUGGCUGCCCACCCAGAGCGCAUUCUGUCACUCGAUAUUAGGGGCGUGUACGAGAGGAGAAUCUUUGAAUUUCUCCGAAACCCACUACCCAACCUCGGAUCGCUGCGCGUCGACAUUCGUUACCCCUUGUCUCAUACAUCUGACCUCCAAGUGCAGCAUGACCGUCGCCGUCUUCAAUCCAUGUGGCCUCUCCGAAAGUUAAGCGCGGCUCUCAAGAGGCUGUACCUCCACGACCUAGGCGCGUGGAUCUGCCCACUCGACGCGGAAGAGCGAAAGUUUUCCCAGCUUAAUGCCGGAAUAACGCACCUGUAUCUCGUCAGGUGGCAACAGGAAGACGUUCGUCCUGUGGAGGUCAUGAACAUCUUCCGUUCUCUCCCACUCCUGGAGGUUCUGUGGGUGCAAGACAUGUAUAACACGCCAACUGGCUAUGAUGGUCCCCCGGUUUCCCUUAACGCGUGUCGGAAGAUGCGCUUGAAAGUCAGCGGCGCCAUGGGAUCUCGAAGAUACCCUCACUAUCUCCUACACAGUCUAAUCAUCCCUAGCACCGCUGAAAUAGUCUGGGGCGCUGAAAUGAGCAUGUCCAGUUCUCAGGUUGAUGUCACCCAUCUGCCGCCAUCUCAGCGCCUUUCCAAUGUCAAGAAGGUGUUCGUACGUGCAGGACAAGGCUUCUAUUAUAUGCUCCAAAACGACAUCCUAUUCCUGGAGUGUGUUCUGCCGCUCGCCCACGAACAGCUCGCCUUAUUGGCAGGUCACCUCCCGAAUGUCAGGUUAAUCGGGAUGCCGAGCAUCGAAGACUGCCGGUUGGAUUUUAUCGUCUUCGAAUCGUAUGCCGGCGUCGAACAUGUGGAGAUAUACACCUAUGACGCUCUCUACAAGCUCGUACUCGCCCUCGAAUCCGGGGAACCGCAAGGGAUCUCAGAAGAAAGAGGUGCCAGCGAGUCCCCGAGGCGAACCGCCCUCUGUCCAAAUCUCUCCACUAUCACAGUGCACACGGGGUACUUCGACACGUCGAUUCCUGCCGUGGCGGAGAAGGUGCUGAAGCGGAUGGAAAGAGUCGAGGGAUUCCCACUUCAACUCCCACAAUGUGGUUUCAUUACCCGUCAGCGCCCUGCGCUUGGGACGACAUACGCGAUAUCUUUCAAGAAGGGCUGCAUGCAAACCGCACUGAAGAGCCAUGGCUUAAGAUCGUCCUUGGAGAAUCUCUGGGAGUUGGAAUUGUGA
Cyclocybe aegerita is the source of this 1788-nucleotide messenger RNA. NCBI's taxonomy places the organism in Eukaryota, Fungi, Basidiomycota, Agaricomycetes, Agaricales, Hemipholiotaceae. The record is from the annotation of a GenBank genome assembly.